Molecule: messenger RNA, 1163 nt
Organism: Cornus florida
Lineage: Eukaryota; Viridiplantae; Streptophyta; Magnoliopsida; Cornales; Cornaceae
Product: chloroplastic import inner membrane translocase subunit HP30-2-like
Exons: 6
Coding region: 98-907 (269 amino acids)
Biological process (GO): protein insertion into mitochondrial inner membrane; protein targeting to chloroplast
Cellular component (GO): chloroplast inner membrane; TIM22 mitochondrial import inner membrane insertion complex
Molecular function (GO): transmembrane protein transporter activity; protein binding
Source: RefSeq, a predicted model, not a curated record
UGUUUCAGGCUAAAUUAUCCAAUAUAGGUUAGAGAGGCGAAAUUGAAAAAUUAUUGAGAACCCAAAAUCUGAGCAGAGAAGAGGGAGCAAAAAAAAAAUGGGGGAUGGAAAGCAAGGAGUGAUGGUAGUGGAAAUGUCGAAGGGAUUGGUGAGUCCACAGAGUCAGAACCCAAUAACCCAAUUGCAAGCCAAGUUCAAGGAAUUGGAAAUUGGGUUCAGGGCGUGGUUGGCCAAGCAGUCUCUGCCCGUCGAGGCCGCCGUCGUCACCGCCACCAGCGCCGCCCAGGGCGCCGCCAUCGGUGCCUUCAUGGGUACCCUCACUGGCGACUCCGCCUCCCCCUUCCCCACUCCUCCUCCUCCUCAAGGCGCCUCACUCAGUCCCCAAGCCAUGGCUUCCUUCCAGCAAGCCCAGGCUCUUGCAGGGGGUCCAUUGGUACAAGCCCGCAACUUCGCUGUUAUGACAGGUGUUAAUGCUGGCUUAUCUUGUGUCAUGAAAAGAUUAAGAGGCAAGGAGGAUGUGCAGUCCAGUAUGGUGGCAGCUUUUGGUUCUGGAGCCAUGUUUUCACUAGUGAGUGGCAUGGGUGGACCAAAUCAGGCAGCCAAUGUUAUCACAUCUGGCCUUUUCUUUGCUCUUGUUCAAGGUGGACUUUUCCAGCUAGGGCAGAAGUUCUCUCAACCACCAGCCGAAGAUAUCUUUUAUAACAAAACACGAUGCAUGUUGACAAACCUGGGCCUCCAGAAUUAUGAGAAGAAUUUCAAGAGAGGCUUGUUAACUGACAGCACAUUGCCUUUGCUGACAGAUAGUGCUCUAAGAGAUGUCAAAAUCCCUCCUGGACCAAGGCUCCUCAUUCUUGAUCACAUUGAGAGGGACCCGGAGCUGAAAGGAGGAAGAGGGCGGCAUAGUUGAACUGCUGCCACUGGACUGGUCUGUUGCCCAAAAACGUUACACAUCUGUUCUUCAGGAAUAGUUUAUAUGCUUUCUGUACGUAGAGAUAACGGCAUUUUUUUGUCGGUUUAGCUUAUAUUCAAGUUGUUAUUGGGUUGCAUGGUGUUAGACCCUCUUGGUAGACAGUUUGCUAUAGCUUUAUAUCCUGCUUCUGAAUAGUUUGAAUUGCAAGAAAUGGACAAGUAUAGCAGAGGCACGUGAUCGUUGAAUGUUUUAA